CAAUCGAAAUCUGGUGUCAAGGGGCUGAAUAAUGUCAACACAAAUUCGGAAGCUUUAUUUCUGAUAUAAGUUGAAUAUUUCAUGAGGAAGAGACGGGCCAUAACAUGCCUACCGAUAAGAAAAUAACAAAGGAAGAUACAUGGAAAUCAGAUGACCUUAGGAGGCACAUAAGGGGUGGAGGACAUGAUGAAGACUCUAGCAGGAGGAGAGAUGAUGAGAGAAGACACAGGAUGGGGGAGUCAGUAGAGCGACGCCACAGAGACCCAGAGAGGGAGGCCAGAAGGGAGAGAGAGAAGAACAGAGAGCGAGAUGGUACCCGAGAGAGAACAAAACCCAGAGAUAUAGACAAGGAUAGACAUCAAGACAGAAGGAAAGACGGCUCGAGAGACAGGACGGGCGAAAAGGAGGCGAGAGACAAAGAAAGGAGCAGAGAGCAAGAUAGGGUUAAAGGCACAGAGAAUGUUAAGCACAGGGAUGGGGACAGAGGCAGUCGGGACAAAAUACAUGAUAGAGAAGAAAAAGAAAACAGGGAUAGGGAGAGGGUAAAGGCCAGAGAAAGGGAUACGGAGAGGGAAAGAGAUGAGCUGAGGAAGAGCGACAGGGAUAAGGAGAAGGAGAAGGACAAGGAGAGAGAAACAGGUGAGAGGGACAGGGAGCGAUGGUCUGACAGAGCUAGAAAGAGAAAUGAGGAGAGGGGGGAGGGAGGGAGAGACAGGGAUAGAGAGCAUGAUCGUGAGAAGAGAGAUAGACAUAAGGAGAGGGAGUAUCUGAAAGAGAGUGAACGCUACAAGGACAGAUCGCAGGAGAAGCAGAAAGACAAGGAAAGAAAAGAAAGACACCCGGACAGAGAGCAUUCAGGACAAAAGGAGGACAGAGAAUACAGGGAGCAACAUAGAAAAGAAAAGGAGGAGAGAGAAAGGAGACACAAAGAGAGAGCACAACACGAUACAGGUGAAAGUCGGAGACAUGACGGUGAAUCCAGAGAAGUGGAUCGUGAGCGAGUGCACAGGGAACGGAAGGGGUCGGACAGAGAGAGGGAGGGAAAGAGGGAUAAACAUCGAGAGAGGAGGCACAGAGAAGAAGCAGGUCCUGAGAGGGAUCCCACAGAACGGACCAGCACCAAGAAAUCAUCAUCCUCAGACCUCAGAGUUCACAAGGAAAAGACAGAGCCUGUUAAAACUAAGGAAGUAGUGAUGCGAUCUGAGUCAGCGUGGAGGUCUAGUCAGAAACAAUUAAGUGACACAGAGGAGCCCGUGGAAAUCGAGGAGGCUCCGGCUGAGAACCAUGGCUAUGAUGAAGCUCAGGACUAUGAAGAAGACUUUGAGAAAAUGGAUUAUCAGGAGGAUUUUGAGGAUGUGGAUGAGAGCGAGGGAGAGGAUGAAAAGCAGACACACAGCCAUGAAGAGAGAGAAGAGCGGGAGGAAAUGAGUUCACAGAGGAGGGAGGAGAUCGAGGCCAUUCAGAGAGCCAUGGAUGAGGAGAACGAGAGAGUGGGCUCUGCCCAGCCCAGGCUAAGCACAGAGGAGGACGACAGACCCAAAAGGUCAAGAGAUUCUGAAACGCUUCAAAGUAAAGGUUCACAGCACGGGAGGUUCAUGGACUUUGUUGCUGCGAAGCAUCGUGAGGUCAGCAAAAAGGUUGCCAGCAAACAGAAGAAACGCAGUACAGAGCUGCUUCGCCUGAUCGACCUGGACUUCUCCAUCACCUUCUCCCUCCUGGAUCUGCCCCCUGUCAAUGAAUAUGACAUGUACAUCAAAAACUUUGGAACAACAAACACUAAACAGGCUUAUGUCCAGUGCAACGAGGACAAUACUGAUCGAGACAUUCAAACAGAGGACAUCGAGAUGAGCGAGAAGUGGACACAGCAUCCUGCGGAGAGGAACGUAGGCUGUGGAGGUCCCAACCUUUCCCACGAUACGUCUGAUGAAUCUGUGACCAAACUGAGCAUCGAUUCACAGCGCCUAGCAACAUUUCUGCGCUCAGCCUCACAGGUGGUUGCGGUACUGUUGGAAGAGGGUAGGGCUGAGAAGCAAUCACUGAAGAAGCUGAGGACUCAAGCAGACACUCUCUCUUUCAGCGACGGGUGUUUACAGCUCAAUACCAAGCUUCCAUUUCUAUGUGGUCGUCAGAUCAGCCUGGUUAAAUUCUCCCAGGUGCAGAGGCAGACCAUGCUGUCCGUGCACAGCCCCUCGGCCAAGCCCAGCGCCGUGCGCCUCGACAGCAAGUCCAUCAUCUGUAUCUGGAACAUCUGGGAGCCCUCCCGCCCACAGAAGAUUCUUGUCUACGAGUCCGAGGUGCACUGCUGCUGUUUCAGCCCUGGGAAAGCCACGCUGGUGUUUGCGGGCACGUCCGUGGGUUCUGUAGUCUUGUGGGACCUGAGGGAGCACGCCAGUGCCCACUACACUUUAAGGAUAGGGGAGAAUGACUGGACUCUCCGCAACCCAACCUUCUCCACAGAUGCCGUGCUGGUAGCGUCGGGCCACAUGUCAUCAGUGAGCUCUGUGGAGGCCGUCCCUGCCACCGUGGCUGAGGGCCUGAGGCCAGAGCUUCCCCUUUUGGCUUCUGAUGAAGAGUCAUCAGGAUUGUCAUUCCAGUUGGCUUCUCUUGAUGAAAAUGGGGUUCUGAAUCUAUGGGUGGUACUGGAGCUCCCUAAAGCCAACGAUGCCGGGUCGCACACAGACCUCGGGCUCCGGCCUGGGGGCAAAGUGAAACUGCUCCACAGUUCCACAGUCCUUACCACCAGCGAGAGGUCUUCAAAACGAGGCGCUAAGAAAACAACACUGUUACAGACGCUGCUGUUAAAAUUUCUGCCCUCUGAUUCCAACCAUUUUUUCAUUGGCACAAAUAUGGGUCUUGUGAACCAUGGGACCAGUCACGGGUUAAAGGCUCCUCCAAAGUUCUACCGGCCUCAGGUGGUUGGAUUCAGACCUGUUGAUGUCACCUCCAUCAACUUUUCUCCCUUCGGAGAACCCAUUUUCCUGGUGGGCUGUGGGGAUGGCAGUGUCAGACUACACACAGUGCUGAGUGAGCAGCCUCUGAUGGAGUGGACCAGCAGUACAGCAGGGCAGCCGGUGGUGUCAGUACAGUGGGCCAAGACCAGGCCAACAGUCUUCUGUGUUCUGGAUGCUGCCUCCUGCCUUCACAUAUGGGACCUGCUGGAGAAAGACUUUGAGCCUGUAAUCACUGAAAAGAUUGAUGCUGACAGGGUAACAGCCAUGGCUGUUUUUGGUGACCCUGCAAAGCAGAACACAUAUUCAGGAAUAUCACUAGCAACGCAGUCGGGGAAGAUAGAAAUUCAGUAUUUCAGCAAGAGAUUUACAGUGCCUGAAUCUGCUGACCUGGAGAAACUACAGAUCAUGAUGCAAGAGGCCUUUUGAAGUUAUAUGUCAGGAGUGUAUUAAUUUGUGCAAACUGUUGAAAAUGUUUUUUAACAGUUUUUUUUCGGGCCUGUUUGCUUCCAUUUGGUUCCUAGUGGAUACAACCCAGGGGCACACUGUGUUGGGCAAAAUGUGUACAUACAGUGGUAAUCGCAGUCAUCUCUAGAUCAGUAAAGAGAUCAACUUCAGAAUGUAAGCAGAUAUAAAUGGACCAUCUAUUUCAUUCCUCAUUCUGUUAUUUUGUGUAUUCUAUAUACAGUAGAUGCCAUAAUGGCAUGAUGUUGAAACACAAUAUUGAAAGAAAAAUAGCUUUAUUUUAGCAUAUUUACAGAUGAACAACUUUUUUUUUGUAUAUUGAGAAUGUCUUACUUUUCUGUGUGUUUUAUAAAAAAGAUAAGGAAAGAAUGGACUUGGUGUUUUCUUCCCAUCCAACUUACUCAAAGUGUGACACCAAACUUUCAGGGCUAAGCAACAUGAUGAAUGUAUAGAUGCUACUGUUCAUUUAAUUUAUGUGAUGUUAAUACAUUAAAUACAAUUAUUUUGUCUAUGAGAGAACUUUUGUUACUUCAUUAAAUAAAGUAUUUAAUGUA
Messenger RNA from Coregonus clupeaformis (lake whitefish), 3967 nucleotides. RefSeq names its product dynein 2 intermediate chain 1 (gene dync2i1). Bases 105 to 3377 code for a protein of 1090 amino acids. The record is from RefSeq and is a predicted model, not a curated record. Lineage: Eukaryota; Metazoa; Chordata; Actinopteri; Salmoniformes; Salmonidae. Gene Ontology annotation, biological process: intraciliary transport. The transcript has 24 exons. Gene Ontology annotation, cellular component: cytoplasmic dynein complex. Gene Ontology annotation, molecular function: dynein light chain binding; dynein heavy chain binding.